This is a messenger RNA of Propithecus coquereli (Coquerel's sifaka), 972 nucleotides long. Its product is annotated as melanoma-associated antigen 11-like. The coding region runs from base 1 to 972 and encodes 323 amino acids. The transcript has a single exon. Gene Ontology annotation, cellular component: nucleus. Gene Ontology annotation, biological process: negative regulation of transcription by RNA polymerase II. NCBI's taxonomy places the organism in Eukaryota, Metazoa, Chordata, Mammalia, Primates, Indriidae. The record is from RefSeq and is a predicted model, not a curated record.
AUGCCUCGCCGCCACCGCCAGCAUCAUAGGAUUCAGCGCCGCAGGCUUGAGGAAGGCCUUCGGGCCCAAAGAGAGGUGCAGGGCCUGGUGGGCGCACAGGCUCCCGGGGCUGAGGAGGAGGGGGCAGCCGCCUUCUCCUCUACUGUGACCCCGGGCACCCUGGAGGAGGCUGCUGCUGCUGCACCACCGAGUCCUCCCCAGAGUCCUCAGGGAGCCUCCUCCUCCCCCACUGGCCUGGCCUCCAAUCCAAUGUGUCACUCCAAUGAAGGCUCCAGCAACCAAGAAGAGGAGGGGCCAAGCACCUCCCAGGACCUGGCAGACCCGGCGUCCGUGAUGCAAGAUACACUAGAAGAGAAGAUGUCUGAUUUGAUUCAUUUCCUCCUCCUCAAGUAUCGAAUCAAGGAGCUGAUCACCAAGGAAGAAAUGCUGAAUACUGUCAUCAAAGAUUACCAAGAUCACUUCCCUGAGAUCUUCAGAGAAGCCUCCGACUGCAUGCAGGUGGUCUUUGGAGUCGACGUGAAGGAAGUUGACCCUACCAGCCAGUCCUACAUCCUUGUCACCUCCGUGGGCCUCACCUACUAUGAGGAGCUGAAUGAUGCCCAGCGCUUUCCUAAGGCCGGUCUCUUGAUCAUCAUCCUGGGCUUAAUCUACUUGGAGGGCGACUGCGCUCAGGAGGAGGUCAUCUGGGAUGCGCUGGGUGCGAUGGGGGUACAUGCUGGGAUGGAGCAUUAUAUCUACGGGGAGCCCCGGAAGCUCAUCACCCAGGAUUGGGUGCAGGAAGGGAACCUGGAGUACCGGCAGCUGCCCAACAGCGAUCCUGCGUGUAAUGAGUUCCUGUGGGGUCCGAGGGCCCAUGCUGAAACGAGCAAAUUGAAAGUCCUCGAGUAUGUGGCCAAGGUCAGUGGGUGUGAUCCCAGAUCCUUCCCAUUCCUGUAUGAAGAAGCUUUGAGAGAUGAGGAAGAGGAGGCGUAA